This is a messenger RNA of Mesorhabditis spiculigera, 1047 nucleotides long. NCBI's taxonomy places the organism in Eukaryota, Metazoa, Nematoda, Chromadorea, Rhabditida, Rhabditidae. The record is from the annotation of a GenBank genome assembly.
AUGGAUAAAUUCGGGUCCGGCUACUAUAAAAAGGAGUUGUCGCCGGUGUUCACGAUGAAGGGGCUGAAUCAGACUGGUGAACCCGUUCCUCGAUUAAAAACUCAAAUUAUACUGGUUUAUUUGAGGAUUGUGAACUUGGACCCACAAGCUCAAGAAAUGGCCGUAAUCGUCGAUUUUUCAUAUAGAUGGCCCGACCUACGGCUACGCUGGGAUCCGGCCGACUACGGUGGCCUGGACGUAUUCUGGUUGAAGGCUGAUCAAGUAUGGUUUCCGGAGAAUGUCAUCAGCGAUGUCCAGGCCAUCAACGAUAUGACACCAGAAAACCAGCGGCAAGUGAAAGUAUUUUCCAACGGAAGUGUUUGGUACUAUUUUGCAACGUCGGCACGGGCUGCAUGUCAAAUGGAUGUGCGCGUCUUCCCCUUCGAUACCCAGGACUGCACGCUCGGCUUCUCGGUGCUGACGUACAACCCGGAUUUUGUGACCUCAACGAGCGAGUUGUCCCCAAACUUUUUGACGUCACAGGAAACGGGCAACGGCGAAUGGGUUGUCAAAAACGUCUCGACCUUUUCGGAAAUGAUCGGCGGCCAAACGUUUGCCUAUGAAUAUGUCGGUUUCAACGUGCAGCUUAAACGUCAACCGCAGUACUACGUCUUCGUCAUUAUCCUUCCGUGUUUUGUCUUGACGAUGUUGUCGAUCGUUGGCAUGUUCUGGAAUGCGCACGUCAAGGAAGAGAAGCUCACCAAGUUGAGCAUCGGCCUGACGAGUAUGAUGUCAAUGACCCUCCUGCUCGAUAUGAUGUCCAAAGAAAUACCGAAAACAGCCACUUUUCCGCUACUGGGAUUCUACGUAAUUUUCUCGAUCGCGACGAUCGCAUUGGGCUGUGCUGUCGUAGUCAUCGUCAGCUCACCAAGUCAGCCGCAUAAGAAAAAGCCUCUCUCCGACAAACUCCGAGACUACCUCUCCUCGAAGACGUUCGUCCUCCAAUUCGCCUUCCAACUCCUCAACGCCAUCAAUUUCAUCGUGCUGAUGUCAUUUUGGUGGCGGAGU